GCACUUUUCAUCAAUUGAAAAAUCAGAGGACAACACUAGUUGUUAAGCAAAUUGACACCAUGGCUAAAGAUCCAGUAGCAAAUCAAGCUAUUCGAACAUUGAAGGAAUAUGCUCCACCUUCAAUUGAAGGGACUGUUUCAAGCAUAAGGAGACUAGCUAUCCAAGCAAAUAACUUUGAAAUUAAGCUAGCAACAAUUCAGAUGAUUCAACAAUAUGUGCAAUUUUGUGGGUUGCCAAGUGAUGAUCUUAAUGCUCAUAUCACUCACUUUUUAGAAAUUUGUGACACUUUUCAGUAUAAUGGAGUUUUUGAUGAUGUUGUUAGACUUAGGCUUUUUCCAUUCUCUCUACGAGAUAAGGCAAAGAGUUGGUUAAGUUCUUUACCUGUUGGGUCGAUCACCACAUGGAAUAUGAUGGCUCAAAAAUUUUUAAAUUUGGAUGAUUUGUUGAAAAAGUUCAUUGCUUCUAAAGAAUCAAGGUUUCAAAGUCAAGAAGUAGCAACCAAGUGCUUGGAAGCUACAGUCCAGAACCAAGGUUCAUCGAUUUGGAAUUUAGAGGUUCAGGUAGGUCAAUUAGCUAAUGUAGUUUUUGGAAGAGCACAAGGAGCUUUACCAAGUAAUACUGAGAAAAAUCCAAAGGAACAAGUAGAAGCCAUAACAUUGAGAAGUGGGAGGCAAAUUGGAGAAGAAGAAAGCUCAGACAAUGAGGGUGAAAAAGAGAAGGUUCCAAAGGAAGCGAAAAAAUUUCAAGUGUCAUCUAAGGAAUCUGAAGAAGUCAAGUCUUAUGUGCCUCCAAUUCCUUUUCCACAUGGAUUGAAGCAACAUAAGCUAGAUAAACAAUUUGUUAAGUUUCUUCAUAUUUUUAAGAAAUUGCACAUUAACAUUCCUUUUGCAGAUGCUUUAGCUCAAAUGCCUAGCUAUGCUAAAUUCUUAAAGGAGAUCUUAUCUAACAAGAGGAAAUUGGAAGAGUAUGAGACUGUGAAGCUCACUGAAGAAUUUUUGGAUAUGGAAGAAGACCAUGAGGUACCUCUUAUCUUAGGUCGACCUUUUCUAGCCACUGGUAGAACUUUAAUUGAUGUGCAGCAAGGAAAAUUGAUGCUUAUGGUGGAAAAUGAACAAGAAGAUUGUCCAGACCUGCUAGAGGCAUGUGUUGUUCAUUCCAAAGGCAUUACUACUGAAAAUGAGGACGUUAAGGAGUAUGCAUUUCAUUUGGAAGCUUGCCCACCAUUCUUGAACUCAAAGGAGUCAAGUAUUCAAGAUUUUAGAGCUAAUAUGCCUUGGCUUAAACCAUUUGAAGAACCUCCAAAACUUGAACUCAAGCCCUUACCUGAGGGUAUAGUCCUUGGACAUAAAGUUUCUCAAAAAGGUAUUGAAGUUGAUAGAGCAAAGGUAGAAGUGAUUGAGAAAUUUCCCCCACCAUCUUCCGUGAAGGCUGUGAGGAGUUUCCUUGGACAUGAAAAGCUUAUAAAUGCACCCGUCAUGGUGGCACCAGAUUGGGAUCUACCUUUUGAGCUUAUGUGUGAUGCAAGUCAUAGUGUUGUAGGAGCUGUCUUGGGAUAAAGAAAGAACAAAGUUUUUCAAACCAUAUAUUAUGCCAGCCACACCCUUUUAGAAGCUCAAUUGAAUUAUACAAACACAAAAAAGGAACUUUUGGUGAUAGUAUUUGCUUUUGAUAAAUUUCGUUCUCAUUU
Messenger RNA from Rubroshorea leprosula, 1687 nucleotides. The record is from the annotation of a GenBank genome assembly. Lineage: Eukaryota; Viridiplantae; Streptophyta; Magnoliopsida; Malvales; Dipterocarpaceae.